AUGGCCAGCUCACAUCUUAUCUAUUCGGGGAAUUGCUUCCCUCUGGUCCCUCCUGGUUCCUGUGAUCAGCACUGGCACCUUUUUGAUCUUCCUCUUGGUUUCUCAUCCCUGCGUUCUUCUAUCAUAGUUGUUCCUCUAAGAAGUCUAACACUGAGUGUGAUGCACAAGAUAUUUCCUUAUGUACCUAUACGUGGAAGCCAAGGCAAGGUUAUGUCGGAACCGUUAGCUUUGUGCAUCCCCUUCAGGCUUGAGCAGUCAGGUUUCCAACGUCAACGAGUUGACCUUGUCGCCCUAAAGUUGAUUCCCUGUUGUCACUUGCCAAUGGACAAAAGUGAGGCUGACGGGUCUGAUUGGAACGUCGCUUCAGGCCCUUCCAUCAGUGAGUAUUGCAAUUUUAUCCUUAUCAGUAAAGUCAAGAACUCCAUUGAUGAAUUUGAUUUGCAAUAUCCUUUGAAGGUUGUGAGCAAAGAGAAAGUGAUCCAAGUGGGUAUGAUGGAGCACAUCAAGAGAGAAAUCUCGGUGAUGAAGAUGGUACGGCAUCCAAACAUAGUCGAGCUCCACGAAGUUUUGGCGGGCAAAUCCAAGAUCUACUUUGCCAUGGAACUCGUCCGUGGAGGCGAGCUGUUCUCGAAAAUCGCUAAGGGUCGGCUUAAAGAAGACGUGGCGAGAGUCUAUUUCCAACAACUCAUCUCCGCCAUCGAUUUCUGUCACAGCCGCGGUGUCUACCACCGAGACCUCAAGCCUAAGAACUUGCUCUUAGACGAAGAAGGUAAUUUGAAAGUCACUGAUUUUGGUCUUAGCGCUUUCACUGAUCAUUUGAAGCAAGAUGGGUUGCUACACACAACGUGUGGCACACCGGCUUAUGUGGCGCCGGAGGUGAUUGGAAAGAAAGGCUACGAUGGUGCUACAGCUGAUCUUUGGUCCUGUGGAGUUAUCCUGUUUGUUCUUCUAGCUGGGUUUUUGCCAUUUCAGGACAAUAAUCUUGUGGCCAUGUAUAAUAAGAUUUACAGAGGUGACUUCAAGUGUCCACCAUGGUUUUCUUUGCUGGGUUUAGUUUGUUCUUGCUGGGUUUAGUUCUUUCUGGGUUUU
Molecule: messenger RNA, 1089 nt
Organism: Quercus robur (English oak)
Lineage: Eukaryota; Viridiplantae; Streptophyta; Magnoliopsida; Fagales; Fagaceae
Product: CBL-interacting serine/threonine-protein kinase 6-like
Exons: 3
Coding region: 1-1074 (357 amino acids)
Biological process (GO): protein phosphorylation
Molecular function (GO): ATP binding; protein kinase activity
Source: RefSeq, a predicted model, not a curated record